This is a messenger RNA of Tarenaya hassleriana, 1984 nucleotides long. RefSeq names its product zinc finger CCCH domain-containing protein 3-like. NCBI's taxonomy places the organism in Eukaryota, Viridiplantae, Streptophyta, Magnoliopsida, Brassicales, Cleomaceae. The record is from RefSeq and is a predicted model, not a curated record. Bases 463 to 1749 code for a protein of 428 amino acids. Gene Ontology annotation, molecular function: metal ion binding; mRNA binding. The transcript is spliced from 7 exons.
UUUUUCACAUUGAAACACAAACAUCGGGGGAGAAAAGGGCCAAAAGAAAAAAAGGAAGAUCCGAAAAUUUUCCAGGAAAUUCUCAGAUUCUGGGAAAAAAAAGGCAGGGAGAGGAGGGCGAGAAGAAGGAAAAUUAAAUCCAAUUGGAAUAUAUUGGCAGGGAUUUUCCUUUUUGAUUUGUUGUAAACGAGAAACCUCUGUUGGGAAAAAAGGAAAGUUAAAAAUCUUAGAUUUUCACCGUUUUCUUCGUCUUUAUUCUUCAUCGGUUUCCGGUUACUGAGAGAGAGGGGGAAAAAUCCGUUUCCAUAUAUGAUAACCACAAUCUACCUGUGAUUUUUUCUCUUCUUUGUUUGAUCAUUGUCGUCAUCGUUUCCUCGCAAAUUCAUACGAUUUGUCCGUGGUUUUCCGGAAGAUAAACGACAAAACAAAAAGUUUGUCUUUGUGACUGUUUUCCUAUUUGCUAUGCGACCCAUGUCAGAAACUCAGCAUGAUCAGAGCUCUAUUGGGUCGAAUCGAUCUUCCGAGAAAAUCGAAGAUUCCUUUAGGCGGAUAAAGUUGAAUGGAGAAGGUGAUGUUCAAUCCGGUCUGUAUCCUGAUCGUCCCGGCCAACGAGAUUGCCCGUUCUAUCUGAGAACUGGGUUGUGUGGCUAUGGCAACAACUGCCGUUACAAUCAUCCUCCUUAUGUUUCUCAGGCUGUUAUUUAUUACAAAGAUGAUCUCCCUGAGAGAGUUGGACAGCCGGACUGUGAGUAUUUUCUGAAGACAGGAACCUGCAAGUAUGGCCAUACGUGUAAAUAUCAUCAUCCAAAGGACAGGAAUGGAGCUGGACCUGUGUUGUUCAAUGUUCUUGGUUUUCCUAUGCGUCAGGGUGAGAAAUCGUGCCCAUAUUACCUCCGGACCGGAACAUGCAGAUUCGGAGUUGCUUGCAAGUUUCAUCAUCCUCAACCUGUUAAUGGACCUUCUGCUGCAUACGGAGUUUCUAGCUAUUCUUCUGUAGGUUUGCCCUACCUUGGCGGCAUGACAAUGGUGUCUAUGCCACCUGCAACUUAUGGAGCAGUACCACGUGCACAAGUUCCUCAGGCCUAUGUUCCUGUCAUGGUUUCCCCCUCUCAUGGCAUUUUACCUCCCCAAGGCUGGACUACUUACACUGCUGCACCUAACCAGAUAUACAAUGUGAAGGAUCAACCUGACUCGAGUUCUAGUGCAUCAGUGCCUGUGGCUGUGACGUCGAACCAGGGUUUGGCUGGAAGACUUGACCAGCCAGAAUGUCGGUAUUUUAUGAGCACUGGAACAUGUAAAUAUGGAGAUGACUGCAAAUAUAACCAUCCUAAAGAAAGGAAUUCACAAUCUCCACAAAAUCUCUUAAGCCCUGUUGUUCUCCCAUCUAGACCUGGGCAACCGGCAUGUACUAACUUCAUGGCCUAUGGAUUCUGCAAGUUUGGACCAAACUGCAAAUUUGACCACUCUUUGCCACCAUACCCUUAUAACAUGGCCUUGACCAUGUCUCCUUCGCCUGCAACUUAUGCUUCACCAGUCUCAACUCGUCUUAGGAUCUCGCCUCCAAAUGGCUCUGAUUCGCCUCCCCUGUCUGAAGUGAAACCCGCUGAGACGAACCAGAGCUCAGAGGCUGAGAAACCGGGCAUUAACCCUGAACAUGUUAACUCAGAAGUGGAGGUUUCAUCUGAAAAUUCUGCCUUGACCAACGAUCACCAGCAUCAGAAUCAGCAAUGUGGUGGAAUCUCCGAUUAGGGUUUCUUGAGAUGUGCAUGAUCUCUAUUGUUGUUUUUUGGAAGGAAGGGGGGUGAAAAAUGAAAUGGGUUCUCCAUUUUUGGGAUUUUGGAGAUUGCCUCGGCUCACACGGAUAGGAAGAGAGAACAAAAAAAGGAGGGUUGAAAGUUUUUAUUCUUGUUUCGACUUGGUUAAUAAACUCUACCUCGGAGGAAAGAGAGAAAUUGACAUUUAUAUUUCUUGUCAUCUUCUUACC